Molecule: messenger RNA, 690 nt
Organism: Plasmodium gaboni
Lineage: Eukaryota; Apicomplexa; Aconoidasida; Haemosporida; Plasmodiidae
Exons: 2
Source: RefSeq, a predicted model, not a curated record
AAUAAUAAGAAGAAAAAAAACAACCAUGUAGUUGUAGAAAAUAUUCAAAAAGAAUGCUCGUUUGUUUUAAAGAAAAAAAAGAAGGAUAUAUAUGUUACUAAUAGCAAACCUAUACAAAUAUAUAAUGAAAGGAUUAUUAAAUUAUUAAAUGAGAAGACUCAUAAAAAUGUUGAAGAAAUUAUAGAAGGAGAUAAUAAUAAAGAUUUAAAUAUAAAUGGAUAUACAGAUGACACAGUUUUUAUACAUGCUGUUGGUUUUAAUAUAUUAAAAGCUUCUUAUAUUGUUCAAGAUCUUUUUUCUUAUUAUUAUCAGUUUCUAAAACAUAUUCAAGCAACUACAACUGUAGAUAAUAAUAAUAAUAAUAAUAAUAAUAAUAAAAAUAAUAAUAUUACAGAAAAAAAGAAGAAAAAAGAAGAAAAAAGAAAUCUUUCAUCAUUUAUAGAUAUUCAUAUUGAAUGUAAUACACUCAUCAUGAAUGACAACAUUGUAACGAAUACAUAUGAUAUGGUUCAAUAUUUUAAUCAUAAUGACAACAAUGAUAAUCACAAUAGUUUCUAUGAUCAAUGCGAUAACUUGAUAAAAUUUGCAUCCACUAAAUACGACCCCCUCAAGCACAAAUACUCAGAGAGAUGCAAAGAAAGAAGAGUAACAAAAGUAACCAUAGGCAUAAAGAAAUUACCAAAUAAAUGA